AUGGCUGAGAAAGAUGCUACUGCGCGGCUCCGCAGGGCAGUCAAAGGUCCGUCUUUUGCUCAUCGUAUUCCUUCCCGGCGCGCUCACCGACCCAUCGCUGCUCCACCAGAGAAUAACCUGUUCCUCGUGAAACGUCUCGUUCAGAGAACCGACAUGCGCAAUCCAGACACCGCUCCGAAGCGUUAUACUUCUCUCGCAUGGGCGGCGGUCCUGGGACAUGAAGAGACCUUUGAAUUUUUACUCAGCGCUGGCCAUGAUGACGAUGAACUGAGCAGGGACUCAGAAAAUAACACUAUUUUGAUGCUGUUAGCAGACCAGAAACCUGCAUCAUCUGCGACAUACGUGUCGGCGGAUUCUGAAGACAAAACUGGCGCCUACUUGCGAAUGGCUCGGCUGUAUUUCGAUCGCUAUUCUUGGGUUCUCGACUGGUCAAAUGUGCAGGGCAAGACUGCCCUACACAUUGCGGCGCUCAAGGGUAAUGAAGAACUUGUUAGGAUGCUUUGUGACCUUGGCGCAGACUUUGAUUUGGCGGACAAUAAAGGGAACACGGCCUUACACUAUGCAAGCUCGUGGGGUCAUAUUGCUAUCGUACAACUUCUCAUAGAGCGGGGUUGUCAAUUUAAUGCCAGGAAUAAUCAAGGCUUCACUGCAUCGGAUUAUGCCUAUUCUUACAGCACGAGGGACACCCUUCAAGACACCGCGAGGAUACAGUUUGAGAACAAAAAGAAGGAGAGGAGAAAUAUAUUUGCACAAGCGGCGCAAGCAGCAGCAAGAGGGGGAGAUUGGGGAAAUAAUGCACACAAUUCGAUCCCUCCACCGGUCCCUGCCAAAGAUUCUUCGCUGGCGUCUAGAAUGAGAAGCGGGUCGGGAACAAGUCGCACCACCGCCACUUCAGACAGUGGUGAUCCAGAACCUAUAAUUGCGGGCCAACUAUCGUCAUCUCCCUCUCAACCUUCGACUGGAUCAAGCUCCGGUUUCUUUGCUCAAUCUAACUUAUCGCACCACACUCCACAUGUCCCGUCUAUGAGCAGUACGGCGUCAGGUUACCUAGGACCCGUUCAACCAAAAGGUACCACAUUAGGCCCUCCAGCCAAUCCUGCUUCAGCCUUGUCACCGAUUGCUAACCGCGUACGGGAACGAGACGCUGACGCCAUGGAGAAAUAUCUCAAUCGCAAUCGAAGUGGCAGCCAAGGAACUGCUUCCACGGACAAUAAAUCCCAGAACGGAUCACACUUUGCGUCAGCUGGGCCCUCAGCCAACGGCGAUGAUAUCACGGCUCUGAUGAGUGGAUCAAUAACACCAAGAAAGUUGCGCCCCUCUGCAUCAGCUGCGCAGCUAAGGACGACUCAAGUUUCCAGUUCUUCUAGUUCGGGAACGACCAUUCCUCAACAUGAUAGUCGGAAUCGUUCCGGCACUGGACCUAGUAAUAAUCGAGCAGGAUCAUCGCCAUUUCCGCCCUUAGCUCGAUCCUCCUCUAUGUCCAAAUCCCUCCGUCCCAUGGCUAGCGCCGACAGAAUACCCUUUGACACCCGAGACUCGGAAUCGUAUGCUGGACCAUCGAGCCAGUACGCCUCGUUUCCCGAGCCACCUGCCGUAACAGAAGAUCAGAGCACGCCGACGAAUGGGCGUCGUAAAGCCUUUCAUAUCCUUGGCAAGCCAUUGCAAUCAUUCGACACUUCGACGAACUCCAAUGGACAUCGGCGAGGGAUGUCAUCGACCUCCGUUCGAGGAUCGUGA
Psilocybe cubensis is the source of this 1737-nucleotide messenger RNA. RefSeq lists its product as uncharacterized. The record is from RefSeq and is a predicted model, not a curated record. The transcript has 6 exons. Gene Ontology annotation, biological process: protein ubiquitination. The coding region runs from base 1 to 1737 and encodes 578 amino acids. Gene Ontology annotation, cellular component: cytoplasm. NCBI's taxonomy places the organism in Eukaryota, Fungi, Basidiomycota, Agaricomycetes, Agaricales, Agrocybaceae. Gene Ontology annotation, molecular function: protein binding; ubiquitin-protein transferase activity.